GAAAUUAGCAAUCAAAGCUCCAUUCAUGGAUGGAUAAACUCCAUUUUCAACACUUUUGAACUGCUGGGGAUAGUCAGUGGCCUUCCCAGGCAUCGUCUCUGCGAGAAGGCGAAAGCAAGCACGGCCAGCUCGGGAAGAAGCGAGCGAAGCAAGACCAUGUCCCCCUCCUCCCCCACUCUUCGCUCGCUCGCUCAUUAAUGGCGGCCACGGCAUGGGUCGAGCCGUUGCAUCCAUGCGCCAACCGCCCCCACCUUGCCCUCCUUACCACAAUGCCGGCUGCCGGCCAGCUCCGCCCCCGGGAUCCUUGAGCUGGAGGUGGGUGGCGACGUAAAGGCGGCCGCUUGCUUUACGUGCCUCGAUCCACUUACUUAUCCCUGCGUCGGGGGCGCUGUUCUUGGAUUGUGCUUGAUUUGUGUCUUGCGUUGUGUGGUUGUGGGUGGUGGUGGAUGACAUGGUGUUCUUGGCAUUUUCUGAGGGGAAGAGUGGGGGUGCUGUAUUAGGUUCCUGGUUGGUGAGCGGCGUUUGAAGCGAUUUCGUGCGUGGCGGAGUCGUUGGGUGAUGCAAGAAUUGGACUCUGGGCGGGUGGGAAAGCCUCGCGCUCAGGGUGUUCGAUUAAUUGCCUCAGAGAGCACACGCCUCUGAGUUUGAGCUGAGCCAUUUUUGGUGUACUGGUUUCUGAAUUCUGAUCGGUCGCGAGAGGGAUGGUUGGGAGCGUGCACAUGAAUGGAUCGGUGCACGGUGCUAAUGGCACUGAGGAGCGGCUGGACCAGCUGCGCCGGCUGCUCGGCAAGUCGGACAGCGACUUGCUCAAGAUCGUCAGCAUUGGUGCCGGCGCGUGGGGCAGUGUCUUUGCUGCUCUCCUGCAGGACGCCUAUGGUCAUUUCCGGGAGAAGGUGCAGAUAAGGAUUUGGCGCCGCCCGGGGCGGACAGUGGACCGGUCCGUUGCCGAGCAUUUGUUCGAGGUGAUCAACUGGAGGGAGGACGUGCUGAGGCGCCUGAUCUGCCGGUGCGCCUACCUGAAGUAUGUCGAGGCACGGCUCGGGGACCGGACGUUAUAUGCCGAUGAGAUACUGAAGGAUGGAUUCUGUUUGAACAUGAUCGACACACCACUCUGCCCUUUGAAGGUCGUCACCAACCUGCAGGAAGCUGUCUGGGACGCUGACAUUGUGGUGAAUGGGUUACCAUCCACUGAGACGAGGGAGGUGUUUGAGGAGAUUAGCAAAUAUUGGAAGGAGAGGAUCAGUGUUCCAGUAAUAAUUUCCCUUGCAAAGGGGAUAGAAGCCUCAUUGAAUCCAAUUCCUCGUAUCAUUACACCUACACAAAUGAUUAGUUCUGCAACUGGAGUUCCAACUGAGAAUAUACUCUAUCUUGGAGGACCAAACAUUGCCUCAGAAAUUUAUAACAAAGAAUAUGCAAACGCUCGAAUCUGUGGAUCAGACAAGUGGAGGAAACCUCUUGCUAAGUUUUUGAGGCAGCCACAUUUCAUUGUCUGGGACAACGGUGAUCUUGUCACUCAUGAGGUGAUGGGUGGCCUGAAGAAUGUCUAUGCUAUUGGCGCCGGAAUGAUGGCAGCUUUGACAAAUGAGAGCGCAACGAGCAAAUCUGUAUAUUUUGCUCAUUGCACGUCGGAGAUGAUAUUCAUUACUCACUUACUGACAGAGCAACCUGAGAAACUUGCUGGUCCUCUACUGGCUGACACUUAUGUAACUCUCCUAAAAGGUCGUAAUGCAUGGUAUGGGCAAAUGCUUGCCAAGGGAGAACUCAGUCCUGACAUGGGUGAUAGCAUCAAGGGAAAGGGGAUGAUUCAGGGUAUCUCUGCCGUUGGUGCAUUUUUUGAGCUACUUAGUCAACCCAGCUUAAGUGUGCAACACCCAGAAGAAAACAAGCAAGUUGCUCCUGCUGAACUAUGCCCGAUUCUGAAGAGGCUUUAUAGAAUACUGAUAAAAAGGGAGCUCCCAGUAAGAGGCAUUCUCCAAGCCCUGAGAGAUGAAACAAUGAAUGAUCCUCGCGAAAGGAUUGAGAUGGCACAAAGCCAUGCAUUCUACCGCCCGUCUCUCCUCGGAAAACCAUGAUCUUAUUAGUCCUGUAUAUGAGUCGAAUAUAAACGAAGGCUGGAUAAAAUUAAAUUUGCUAUGCUACCGAUCAUUCUUGAUCAAACUUGGAGCAGGUAUCUCUGCAUUGAUGCUGGCCUGUGUCUGAGUUGCAGGGGCUUUAUUAGUUGUGGAAUUCUUUGUGCUUCUUGCAUUGCCAUAUUGUACAAGAGAUUACUGAAUCAAUAAAUGUUAUAAGCACCUAUUAUAUGACCACCCAGUUGAGAGUACUCGAGGAAGAAAAUUUUCUUUAUGGAAAUUAGCAAUCUGCAAUGU
This is a messenger RNA of Phragmites australis (common reed), 2366 nucleotides long. Its product is annotated as probable glycerol-3-phosphate dehydrogenase [NAD(+)] 1, cytosolic. Lineage: Eukaryota; Viridiplantae; Streptophyta; Magnoliopsida; Poales; Poaceae. Gene Ontology annotation, molecular function: NAD binding; glycerol-3-phosphate dehydrogenase [NAD(P)+] activity. Gene Ontology annotation, biological process: glycerol-3-phosphate catabolic process; carbohydrate metabolic process. The transcript has 6 exons. The record is from RefSeq and is a predicted model, not a curated record. Gene Ontology annotation, cellular component: cytosol; glycerol-3-phosphate dehydrogenase (FAD) complex. The coding region runs from base 702 to 2072 and encodes 456 amino acids.